AUGGAUAGGACGAGGGCUUCCUCCAGAGGGCGUGGGUGGUUUGCUUUUUUGCUUCCUACAGAGCUUGGAGCCAGCUUCCUACAGAGUGUCGUCCACACUGCCACGAAUCUCCACGUGUCACCCACCUUGCAUAUCCUUUCCGGCAAUGUUGAUCCCCAGCUCCUUAAUGCUAAAUUCACGACGAACAAGCUGAAAAUGCUGGCUACUCUCUCUGCAAUUUCAUCGAACCUUAUGAAAAGGACCAUCCCAAUUUGUUCAUUCAACUUGGCCGCGGCAAAAGCCCCGCCCUUUUUGCUGUCCUACAUUGCAAUCUCUCCCAAGAAGCCCGUGCGUCUCUCCGUUCACUCUCUAGCCGAUGAGCCUGUACGCAAGAGCCCCCCGGAGUUCCCCAAGGUGCCAAAUCAUCAACCCAGUGUCCCACCGGAAGUGCUACCAGUUCCUACCACUCCGGAGAUUGACCCGGGGAGUAUUCCGGCCGAAGUGAACACUAAUCCUCCACCGUACAGUCCUCCGGGGAUGAAACAAGGACCGGAGUUCCCGAGGACUUCUAUACCGCCACAUCCGGACCCGGGACCGGAACUCCCGAAGCCUACUAUACCGCCGCGUCCUGACCCAGAUGUACCGCUUCCGAAACCGGACGUAGUGCCGCCUUAUCCACCCGAUUACGUGCCACCGAAUCCCCCAGGGCCUGAUAUUGUGCCUCCGCCACUACCGACGCCGCCACCGGGUAUCAGUCCACCGACUGGGCCAUAUAUUUUGGAGGAAGUGCUUUGCCGGGGAGUGGGCUUUUGGUCAUGUUUUGAAUUUGAGCUUGCUGAUGUGGGUAGAUGGUGGCGAUAA
Messenger RNA from Juglans microcarpa x Juglans regia, 840 nucleotides. Its product is annotated as protein TRACHEARY ELEMENT DIFFERENTIATION-RELATED 7A-like. Bases 1 to 840 code for a protein of 279 amino acids. The record is from RefSeq and is a predicted model, not a curated record. The transcript is spliced from 2 exons. Lineage: Eukaryota; Viridiplantae; Streptophyta; Magnoliopsida; Fagales; Juglandaceae.